GUUGUUAUAAACAAUAUGGAGGACAAGAGCAAAAGUUUUGAAGUUUUUGACAAUAUUUGACAUGAAGUUUCCAAUGAAAAUGACGCAAAACUUGAUGGAAUAGAAGUGUUUUUACGUAGAUUUGUUUGCUAUUCGAGAUGCCUCCUAAGAAAGGGAAGAAGAAGGGAGGAAAGAAGGGGAAGAAGGGUGGAAAGAAGAAAGUGUUGAAGGGAAUGACAGAAAUUCCUGAACUACUUGUCAAGAGAUUGCUGAAACACUAUGAGAAUCAGUGCAAGGCCACACAAUGUGCCAUCAGCCCUUACAUGAAGAAACUGAUGAAGGACUGCAUGGAGAAAAAUCAGCUUCUUGUCAAAAUAAUCUUAGAACCUCUGCCUGUAGAAAGCAAAGAUGAUCCUCAAGUCACUUUAGAGCCGUUGAUCUCCUCCCUCCGAGGUGAACGCUAUACAUACAUCAAGGAUAUCCAUAUUUGGGAUAUGUUGAUGAAGUAUGAAAAUAUUGCCACACUGGCGUUAUUCCUUGAGAAGGGAUUCUACCAGAUUCGGAGCGUGGAGAUGAUCGACUGUCUGAUUGAGCCUCAUUCUGUGGAGAGAUUGUCCAGGUCGUUUCCAUACUGUAAAACACUGACACACAUUAUCCUAGACUACAAUGACUUUGGAGAUGAAGGUUGCAGAGGGCUCUGUAAAGGACUUGAUGGCAACAAGACCAUGUUAUCAGUCAGUAUGUGCUACUGUGACCUCAGUCGUGAUAGCGGGAACGUGCUCGGCAACAUGAUAGCAACGACGGCUGUGAGGGAAUUAUAUUUGGAUGGCAAUGAGUUGGGCUGUGAGGGGGCGAUAGAUAUUAUCAAGCUUUGUGUUGAUCAGGCCGAGUUGGAGACACAUCAGAAGGAGGAAGAGGAGAAGAGGAAGGCUGAGGAAGAGGACGCAGCAAAGACUAACCCAGCAGCGGGAACGAUGAUCAGUCGAACCAGCAGUGCCUCCGCGAAGAGUGAGGAGAGCAAACCGGCCUCGGCCAAAAAGGGAAAGGAAGGGGGAAAGGGCAAGAAGAAGAAGAAGGGCAAAAAAGGCAAAAAGAAGAAGGAGGCUCCACCCCCGGCUGUUGGCCCGUGGAUUCAUAAACUACACUUGGCUGAUAACGCCAUUGAUGGAUUCUGUUCUGAUACGUUUGCACCUGUCAUAUGCAUGAGGUUGUUUAAACAACUGCUGAUUCAUUCCACGUGCCUUGAAGAGAUAGAUUUAGAUAAGAACCUCAUCGGUGAUUUAGGAGGACGUGAGAUAAUGACAGGGCUGGAGAUGAGAAAAGAAGCUAAACUGAAAUCUGUUGGUGUUCGAACCUCUCACCGUUUGAGUGCUGACGUCUACAACACGAUUCACAAAUUAGGAGCGGCCGUCAAAAAGAAAAAGAAGGGAAAAGGCAAAAAGGGGAAAAAAAAAAAGAAGUGAGAGACCAAUGGAGAUUGCCAAAUAUUGCCAAACUGCCAGAAUGUUUCCCUGCAUCAGAGAUGUGUCCUUGUCUUGUUUGUGAAGUUGGUGAUCAUGGAUUGGGUGACAUUCACUUCAGAUUUGAACAUUCAGGAUUUAUUGUGUGAAGUAUUGAAAAGACAAAUAGAACUGACAAGGAUUGCAGCAGCAAGAAAUGGUUUUUGAUCUCCAUCUGUCAUCAAUAUCAUGUCGAGAUGUUUCAAACUUCUUCUCCUUCAUAUUAUGCCACCAUAUCCUGUAGCCUUCUCUAUCCUGCUGUUCAUAACUAAACUCCGUCCUUAUUGUAUGUAUGUGCCUUCGGAUCUUCAGGUGCAAAAAAAUGUAUUCUUAGAACUUAUUUUGUACAAAGUAAGACUAGAAUCCAAAUAAUGUAUCAUUAUUUCAUUGUUAACUUUGUUAUCUUGUCCAAACUACGUAUAUGAUUGUGAUAUAUUUUCCUGUGAAUAAAAUUCUAUUAUUGCAA
Lineus longissimus is the source of this 1944-nucleotide messenger RNA. RefSeq lists its product as uncharacterized. The record is from RefSeq and is a predicted model, not a curated record. The transcript is spliced from 9 exons. Bases 138 to 1442 code for a protein of 434 amino acids. NCBI's taxonomy places the organism in Eukaryota, Metazoa, Nemertea, Pilidiophora, Heteronemertea, Lineidae. Gene Ontology annotation, molecular function: protein binding.